AAGACCAAGGCCCCCGCCUUCCCUCCUCCUCCUCCCUUACCUGGGAAGGGAGAGGCCAGCCCUCCUUCUCCUUCCUCCCUUGGAAGAACUAACUUUCCCCUGAAAGCAGGAGGGAGAGGAGGCUGCUGCUGCUGCUGCUGCCGCUCCUGGGCCAAAGGUCUCUCCUCCUCUCCUGCCCAGGCAGCAGCCCCCUCAGCCUCCCGGACUUGCCUCCUGCUGCUGCUGCUGCUGCUGCUUCUGCCCGGGCACUUUGGGGACUUUGGAGCCGGGCUUGGCUUCCUCUGGGCUUUCUUCUUCGGAUGCGGAGGAGAUGUCGGUGGCCGAGCUCUACACCCGGUAUACAAGAGUAUGGAUUCCUGAUUCAGAGGAAGUUUGGAAAUCAGCAGAAAUAAUCAAAGAUUACAAAGAAGGAGAUAAAACACUACACCUGAAACUUGAAGAUGAAACGAUCCAGGAAUAUCCUAUUGAUCCUAAAGCCAAUAAGCUUCCCUUCUUGCGUAACCCAGACAUUUUGGUUGGAGAAAAUGACCUGACAGCUUUAAGUUACCUCCAUGAACCUGCAGUCUUGCACAACUUAAAAAUCCGAUUCUUGGAAUCAAAUCACAUCUACACAUACUGUGGUAUUGUCCUGGUUGCCAUUAAUCCCUAUGAACAGUUGCCAAUCUAUGGACAAGAUGUCAUCUAUGCUUACAGUGGCCAAAACAUGGGAGACAUGGACCCUCAUAUCUUUGCAGUUGCGGAGGAAGCAUACAAGCAAAUGGCCAGGGAUGAAAAGAACCAGUCUAUUAUUGUUAGUGGCGAGUCUGGUGCUGGCAAGACAGUCUCUGCCAAAUACGCCAUGCGCUUCUUUGCAUCAGUCGGAGGUUCUUCCAGUGAAACCAACAUUGAAGAGAAGGUCUUGGCUUCCAGUCCUAUCAUGGAGGCAAUCGGGAAUGCGAAAACAACUCGAAAUGACAACAGCAGUCGUUUUGGGAAAUACAUUCAGAUUGGCUUUGAUAAAAGAUACCGUAUCAUUGGUGCUAACAUGAGGACGUAUCUGCUGGAGAAAUCAAGAGUUGUAUUUCAGGCAGAAGAUGAGCGAAACUAUCACAUUUUCUAUCAGCUAUGUGCCUCUGCUGGUCUUCCAGAAUUUAAAGAUCUCUCACUAACAUGUGCUGAAGACUUUUUCUACACAUCCCUGGGAGGAGACACAUCUAUUGAGGGAGUAGAUGAUGCAGAAGAUUUUGAGAGAACCAGGAAUGCUUUCACUCUGCUUGGAGUGAAGGACUCGCAUCAGAUGACAAUUUUUAAGAUACUUGCUGCCAUCCUACACCUAGGAAAUGUGGGACUUCAGGCGGAACGUGAUGGAGAAUCAUGCAGUUUAUCAAGACAGGAUGAACACCUGCAUAAUUUUUGCAGAUUGCUGGGAGUGGAGCACAGCCAGAUGGAGCACUGGCUCUGCCAUCGGAAGCUGGUCACCACUUCAGAGACCUACAUCAAGAACAUGUCCGUCCAGCAGGUUGUGAAUGCCAGGAAUGCGCUAGCCAAACACAUUUAUGCCCAGCUGUUCAACUGGAUUGUGCAGCACAUCAACAAGGCUCUGUACACCACGGUCAAGCAGCAUUCCUUUAUUGGGGUCCUAGACAUUUAUGGGUUUGAAACCUUUGAAGUGAACAGCUUUGAACAAUUCUGCAUCAACUAUGCCAACGAAAAGUUACAACAGCAGUUCAACUCGCAUGUGUUUAAAUUGGAGCAAGAGGAAUACAUGAAGGAGCAAAUCCCUUGGACACUCAUAGAUUUUUAUGACAACCAGCCAUGCAUAGACCUUAUAGAAGCUAAACUGGGUAUUUUCGAUUUACUGGAUGAAGAAUGUAAGGUCCCCAAGGGAACAGACCAGAACUGGGCUCAGAAACUAUACGAUCGCCAUGGCAGCAGCCAGCAUUUUCAAAAGCCUCGGAUGUCAAACACCUCCUUUAUUGUUGUCCAUUUUGCAGAUAAGGUGGAAUACCAGUGUGAUGGAUUUCUGGAGAAAAACAGAGAUACUGUGCAUGAAGAGCAGAUCAACAUACUGAAGGCCAGCAAGUACCCAAUGGUAGCUGAUUUGUUUCAUGAUGAAAAAGAUCCUGUACCCAUCGCUCCAGCUGGAAAGGGAACUUCCUUGAAAAUCAAUAUUCGUUCUGCCCGUCCAGUUGUGAAAGCCGCCAAUAAAGAGCACAAGAAAACAGUGGGGCAUCAGUUCCGUAACUCCUUACAUUUGCUUAUGGAGACCCUGAAUGCCACCACUCCACAUUAUGUGCGUUGCAUCAAGCCAAAUGAUGAGAAGCUUCCUUUUAGUUUUGAUCCAAAGAGAGCAGUCCAGCAACUGAGAGCUUGUGGUGUGUUGGAGACCAUCCGAAUCAGUGCAGCUGGCUACCCCUCAAGGUGGACCUACCAUGACUUUUUGAACAGGUAUCGAGUUCUUAUGAAAAAACGGGAUGUCUCAAAAAAGGAAGACAAAAAGUUGGCAUGUAAAACACUGCUUGAAAGCCUAGUUAAGGAUCCUGACAAGUUCCAGUUUGGGCGUACCAAGAUCUUCUUCCGUGCUGGCCAGGUGGCGUACUUGGAGAAACUACGGGCAGACAAGUUCCGUGCUGCUACCAUCAUGAUACAGAAGACAGUCCGUGGCUGGUUGCAGAGACUGAAGUACAAAAGGAUGAGAGAGGCAGCAAUAAUAAUCCAGAGACACACUCGAGGGCACCUGGCACGCAGACUAGCUGAUCGUCUGAGGAAAACGAGAGCUGCCAUUGUUUUCCAGAAGCAAUAUCGAAUGUUGAGGAUCCGCCAUGCGUACCAAACAAUCCGUAAAUCUGCCAUCACUAUCCAAGCCUUCACCCGAGGAAUGUUUGUGAGAAGGACCUAUCAAAAGAUGCUAAUGGAGCACAAAGCCACAAUCAUCCAGAAGCACGCCCGGGCUUGGCUGGCUCGGAAGCAUUUUGUCCAAUUCCGAAGUGCUGCUGUGGUCGUCCAGUGCUACUUCAGGCGCAUGAAGGCCAAGCAAGAGCUGAAAGCCCUGAAAAUAGAGGCACGGUCAGCAGAGCACUUGAAGAGGCUCAACAUCGGCAUGGAGAACAAGGUUGUUCAGCUGCAGAGGAAGAUAGAUGAACAGAACAAAGAAUACAAGCUCCUAACGGAGCAGUUAUCCUCAACCACCUCCACUUAUUCCACUGAGAUGGACAAGCUAAAGAAGGAACUGGAACGCUAUCAGCAGAAGAAGGGAGAUGGGAACCAGAUUACAAGUUUGCAAGAAGAGAUCGACUCUCUCCGGUUGGCUCUGGAGAAGGCGCAUGGGGAGAGAAAGAUUGUGGAAGACACCUACACAAAGGAGAAAGACAUGCUCCGAAGGCGGAUAUCAGACUUGGAGGAAGAAAAUGUGCUAUUAAAGCAGGAAAAAGAAGAGCUUAACAACAAAAUCUUGUGUCAGUCGGAAGAUGAAUUUGCACAAAUUGCCAUUGAGGAAAAUCUCCUUAUGAAGAAGGAGCUGGAUGAGGAGAGAACUCGCUAUCAGAAUCUUGUGAAGGAGUAUUCAAGGCUAGAGCAGAGAUACGAUAACUUGAGGGAUGAGAUGACUAUCAUAAAGCAAACCCCAGGACACAGAAGAAACCCAUCCAACCAAAGCAGUCUGGAAUCAGACUCCAAUUACCCAUCAAUUUCUACGUCUGAGAUUGGAGAUACAGAGGAUGCAAUACAACAAGUGGAGGAAGUUGGUUUGGAGAAGGCAGCCAUGGACAUGGCCCUCUUCUUAAAGCUUCAGAAGCGGGUGCGAGAGUUGGAACAGGAAAGAAAGAAACUGCAAAGUCAGUUGGAGAAGAAAGAGAACGAUAGCAAAAAAACUCAGGUAAUUGAAAUGAAGAACGAAAUGGAUUUGGACCGUGAUACAGAUCUAGCAUACAACAGUCUGAAGAGGCAAGAGUUAGAAUCAGAGAACAAGAAACUGAAAAAUGACCUUAAUGAGCUGAGGAAGGCUAUAGUGGAUCGGGUGGCACAGAACAACUCUUCCAAUGAUGUCCACGACAGUUACAGCCUCCUCCUGAAUCAGCUCAAGUCAGCUAAUGAAGAACUGGAAGUACGGAAGGAAGAGGUGCUUAUUCUAAGGACACAGAUUAUAACGGCAGCUCAGCAAAAAGAUGCAGGCAGAAAUAUGGAGUCAAACAUCAACAUGCAAACCAGCUGGCCGAACAGUGACAAACAUGUGGAUCCAGAAGAUGCAAUAGAAGCCUAUCAUGGAGUAUGUCAGACAAACCGCAAGACUGAGGACUGGGGGUAUCUGAAUGAAGAUGGAGAGCUCGGUUUGGCCUAUCAGGGUCUAAAGCAAGUUGCCAGGCUUCUUGAGGCCCAACUCCAGGAACAGAAGAGAGAACAUGAAGAGGAGGUGGAAACACUGAAGGACCAAAUGGAAACCCUGAGAGAGGAAAUGGAGAAACAGCAGGAAGUCUUUUUCCAGACCUUCCAACUCUCACCAGAAGCCCAAGUGGAGUUUGGUAUACAGCAAGAAAUCACACGGCUGACGAAUGAAAACCUGGAUCUCAAGGAGCUGCUAGAAAAGUUAGAAAAGAAUGAAAGGAAGCUGAAAAAACAGCUCAGGAUUUACAUGAAGAAAGUCCAAGAUUAUGAAGCUGAUCAAGCCAUCAUACAAACUGAAAAGCGGCAGCAUGAACUCAACAGGCAGGUCACUGUCCAAAGGAAGGAGAAAGACUUCCAGGGAAUGUUGGAAUACUGUAAAGAUGAUGAACCCCUACUCAUAAGAAAUCUCAUUACAGAUCUGAAGCCUCAAACAGUCUCUGCCACAGUACCUUGUCUUCCAGCCUAUAUCCUCUACAUGUGCAUCAGACAUGCAGAUUACAUUAAUGAUGAUCAUAAAGUACAUUCCUUGCUUACCUCUACCAUCAAUGGCAUUAAAAAAGUAUUAAAGAAACAUAAUGAUGAUUUUGAGAUGACGUCUUUUUGGCUGGCUAACACCUGUCGCCUUCUGCACUGCCUGAAGCAAUACAGUGGAGAUACGGGCUUUAUGACCCAAAACACUGCAAAACAAAAUGAACAUUGCCUGAAGAAUUUCGACCUUACCGAGUAUCGCCAGGUCUUAAGUGAUCUCUCUAUUCAGAUCUACCAGCAGCUCAUUAAAAUUGCGGAAGGUGUAUUGCAGCCCAUGAUAGUGACUGCUGUGUUAGAAAAUGAAAGCAUCCAGGGCCUGUCAGGCGUGAAGCCAAUGGGCUACCGGAAACGAAGCUCCAGCAUGGGGGACAAUGACAACUCAUACACUUUGGAAGCAAUCAUCCAUCAGCUGAACACAUUUCACAGUGUCAUGUACGACCAGGGCCUUGACCCCGAGAUCAUCCAGCAGGCUGUCAAGCAGCUCUUCUAUAUGAUCAAUGCUGUGGCUCUCAACAACCUGCUGCUCAGGAAAGACGUCUGCUCUUGGAGCACCGGGGUGCAACUCAGGUUUAACAUAAGUCAGCUGGAGGAAUGGUUGAGAGGAAAGAACCUGCACCAAAGUGGGGCUGCCAAGACUCUAGAGCCUCUGAUCCAGGCAGCACAACUCCUGCAGCUGAAAAAGAAAACCUCAGAAGAUGCUGAAGCAAUUUGCUCUUUGUGCACAUCCCUCACCACACAGCAAAUUGUAAAAAUACUCAACCUCUACACUCCUGUGAAUGAAUUUGAAGAGCGGGUGACAGUAGCCUUCAUAAGAAAUGUCCAGGCACAUCUGCAAGAGCGGAAUGACCCUCCACAGCUGCUGCUAGACUUCAAGUUCAUGUUUCCUGUUUUGUUUCCAUUCAAUCCUUCUUCUCUAACCAUGGACUCUAUUCAUAUCCCAGCUUCUCUUGGCCUAGAAUUCCUUAACAAAGUUUGAAGACACAAUUUUGACUCCCAGCCAAGAAUUUUCCAAGAGUUCAAGCAAAAUAAGGAAGGGGGAAAAAACUGAAUGAAAGGAUCUCUUCAAAUGUGGACCAAACUAAUGGUUAAAGGAACCAAUACACUUUAGGCAACCAAUGCUCAAUUGUACAGCCUAAAAAUCUAACUUUAUAUUUUCAUUGGAUGCAUUUUGAUUUGUAUGGGGAGUUUUUUUUUGGAGGGGACUAGAUCUUUCAGUUAAUACUUGAAACAAAAAAGGGGAUUUGUACUGCUUAACAUCAUGCUAACAUAUUGCCUCCCGGCUGUCACUAAAAUUCUGUCAUUCAUAACUGGGACAUUAUUUUGAUUUUCAUAAAUUAUGGCUAUCCGGAAAUGUUUCAUUGAAAUAACAAAAAAGCACAUUAGAUGGCCAAGCACCUUUAUACUUUAUUAUGAGGUUUGCUUGUACAUACCAGAAGCAGACUUCAAUUGGUGCUGCCAGCCACCAUUUUAAAACUAUCAUUUCAGGCAAUAAAGUUGCUCUAGGCAAAACUAUGAAUUUGUGACACACUUAGAAAAGUGGAGGAGAAAACUACUUGUUACCUGAUCUCUGAAGCUUGGGAAGGUGAUAACAGUUAUGCUCUCUGUUCCAUUCAAAUGCCAUUUUGUAUGUAUUAUAAGGCAGACUGGUAACCAAAACAGUAUCAGUCCAGCCUUAACAUAUUACAAGGCCAUAAAUAUUGCUUCUAUAUGAAA
Messenger RNA from Sceloporus undulatus (fence lizard), 6600 nucleotides. It is a transcript of the gene MYO5B, whose product is annotated as myosin VB. Gene Ontology annotation, biological process: vesicle transport along actin filament; actin filament organization. Gene Ontology annotation, cellular component: vesicle; myosin complex; actin cytoskeleton. Lineage: Eukaryota; Metazoa; Chordata; Lepidosauria; Squamata; Phrynosomatidae. The transcript has 40 exons. The record is from RefSeq and is a predicted model, not a curated record. The coding region runs from base 311 to 5863 and encodes 1850 amino acids. Gene Ontology annotation, molecular function: ATP binding; actin filament binding; microfilament motor activity.